Molecule: messenger RNA, 579 nt
Organism: Enterospora canceri
Lineage: Eukaryota; Fungi; Microsporidia; Enterocytozoonidae
Source: the annotation of a GenBank genome assembly
AUGUACAGAAAUGGUCUCUUCAUUACUACUCGAACAAAGCGUGAAAAUGCUGCUUUAACCGAAUUAAAUGACCUAAUCGUCAGACAAAUCGGUGUAAGAAAGAACUACCUGAUUGAACUUGAAAGACACACCUGUUGUAUACUGCUAUUGCUCACUGAGGACGUCCCCAUCAGUAGAAUUGUCUUUGAUCACACUUUCAGGUUCAUUUGUCGAAUUGAUUUUCUCGAUAGGAUUUAUCACCUGAAAGACUACGCUGAAUUCAACAAGGAUGAAAAUGAGCCACCUGGCACAUACAAAACAACCAAACGGCUAGCAUUCCUAUACAAUUCUAUUGGAAAAUACAUCAACAAGGAAUGUAGUAAGAUUGCAUCAGGUUCGUUCAAAAUCAAUUUCAAUAUUCGAUGCAGUAACGUCAAAAAGGAAUCAAUUUUCGAAACAAUAAUUAAAAACACGUGCAAUUUACCAGUGGACCUGACAGACCCAGAGCAUGAGAUCGCAGUACAAUGCAUCAAGGGGUAUGUUGGACUGGGAAUAUCAAAAAGCAAUCGACGAAAAAACUAUAGUAAAAUAUGUAAAUGA